AUGGUGCAGCAGAUGUCUUUGGGCGAGGACUUUGUCCUCUCAAACCUACAGGGUUUGGCGAUCUGUUCCGCAUUGGCCAAGGAUCUUGAUUAUGAUAAAUUAGAGAGCAGGUUGUUUGGCCGGAUUCCGGGAGAUGUAAAUGAACUUAUUCUUGGCCAUAAUGUUAGAAGCACUUAUUUUGCAGCUGGAAUCUGCAUUCUACACGCUCCUCACAACAAAGUCAGUUUAUUUACAUUUGAAUUUGCUUGGGUUUUAGAAAUAGCGAAAUUUAGGUACGAAGUGCAAUAUUAUAAUUUCAGUUUGAUGAGCCUUUAUGUGACCGAUUAAUGGAAUUGAUGGAAAUGCUCCCUGUUCUUCGUUGGGUAGAUGAUUCCGCGUCUAGUAAACUGGACAGUAAGCUUUUAAUUUUUUUUACAUUCUUUGAAGUUCAGAAGUCACAAUUUACGAACAAUUUUUGUUUUGUCUCAAUACAAUUCUGGGUGAUAUUGCUGCUCAACAUUUUGGUCUGCGUGAUCGUAUCAUUGACCAUCAAUUGACUUUGCUGGAGGAGCUGGUCGAGGAUAUUACCGAGUUUGUUGAUGGUAUCCAAAGAAGUCCGUCGUUGAAUCAGUCAAGAUUUAACAGAAGACUGUCAUCGGAAGGUGAGUGAAGCCCCAUAUAUUAUGGCGAUUUGAAAAAUGGAGUGUAUAGUCGAUGUUGUCUUUUAUGACUUUAUAUUUGCAGUUGAUUGUAUGCGGGUGAUAUCAAUGAUAUUUGGUCUUGUCCGAACGAUUGGUCGAUUCUCAGGCGAUCCAAAAGCACCGUUGAUAUCCAAUAUUUAUCCGCCGCCAUUCAAAAUUCAAUCAGAAGAUGAUCAGAAUGGGGGUAAACCAAAAAACGUGACGUAAGUUGAGGUUUUGUUUUCCUUAUUACUUAAAAAAUUGACAAAAUAGUUUUAAAAUACGGGUCGUUUACUUUCUAUUUUUUGUUGUAGGUUGUCUACAGAUGCCACGAAUUGGUUUUGGAAUGAGGAAAAAGAGUCGACCAAAGGAGGCUCGAGAAAAGUUUUUUCUCGGCACGGCAGCAGCUUCCUGACGCCCAAUGUCGGUGAUAAUGACAAGCAUGUGUUGAGGCUGAUGUUCCCAGAGAUUGAGAGACUUACUGUGCAGGUAAUUUUAUUAUUUUUUUAUCGUAUUUUUAAAUUACAGUAGGAAAUUUCGAAUUUAAUUUAGCUAAAAACCUUGAUGGAUCAGAAAUUACUCAACACUCUGGACAGGUAUGCCGAAGAUGUCUUCCACAACCAAAAACUGAAGAGAUUUCCGUAUAAAUCAGUGUCCGAGACCAUCACUUUGGUCUCUGUGACGUGUUUGAGGGAUGUACUGCAGUUAUAUGAAAUGCCUCAUCCAGAUUCACCGAUCCCAAUGGAAUACGCUAAGGAUGUAAGAUAUUGUAAAAUACACCAUAUGACCGGUGGAUGAAUGCUAUCUUUGAAAAUUUUAGUUGUACACAUUUGCCGCCCAGCAAUUUGCCCAAGGCCAGGAACAGUUGAAAAUGAAGAAUUUCAAUGAAGAUAUCAGAGAGAUUCGGCGUUCUGUCGAUGACGAAAUGACUCAGCCAAUGGUGAAUCGACUCAAAAUGCUGAUUAUAGCGAACUCACUUUGUAUUGAGCUCAUUGUUUGGAGUGCAAUCGAUGAAAACAGUAAGGAUUAAAUAAUUUUGAUGAUUUUUACUGUGAUAAUUGAUAAAAAUCUUAAUAACAAAAAGUUUAGGUGGUUAUUUGGUCUGUAACAACAUCCAAGACAAAUUAUGGCAGCCUCAUCGGCAUGUCCUCAUCCAGAAUCCAAUCAGUGUUGUUGCAUUGGAAGCGUUGGGCGGAAUGGCCGAAAAAUUCCCUGCAUUGUCGAGCACCAUUGUUGUCAGGUGUCUCUGUAGCUUUCUUUUGGAUCCAUGUCCACUGCUGACUAAGCUAACAUCAAGUGAAGUAUGUAUUUUGAACAUGAUUAUUCUUGGGUGACCUAGUGUAAUAUAAUUUUUUUUUAUCGAUUUUACGGACUUUUUUUAGUUUGACAAAGGGGAUAGAACAAUGACCAAAGAGCAGUGUGAAGCGGUCAGUCGACGAAGAUUGGGAUUGAAUAGUUUGCGAACGGCCGCCAUUGAUGCACUGUGCAGAGCCCUAAAGGCGGCCAUUCCAGGGACGGAGUCGGACUCGGAAAAUGGAGCCGAAGAAACACUUAUCAGGUCUUGUUUGACCCAAUUGUCCGCAAAGUUGUAUGUACCCGAGAAUGCGGCGGUUGAAAGGUGCGUUUCGAGAGUUCAUUGUAUUAUAAUAGGCAAAAUUGGGCUGCAGUUUUAAAAACCCAUGGAAUUUUAUGAUAGUUACUACUGUUUGUGAUAUUCGCAUUAUUUUAUAUUUUAGCGCGGUUUACUUGAUCUCCGAGAACGUUAUCAUGGCCUUGGGAAGUAUUGGAAUCACUUUGAAGGAUCGAAAGAUCCCUCAAAUUGUCCUUCAAAUCUUCCUCCAAAGAUUUGCUCAACCUCCGUCAUCUUUAGAUCAAGUGAUUAUUAAUUCGCUUGCAGAUAUGUGGAUUGCUGGAGCGGUAAGUUUACUUUUGAUUAUUUUUUAUUGUUUUUAUCGAUGUAUUAUUAAAAUUAAGCUUUCUGGCUUCUCUAAUGUGUUGCAGUAACAUUUCAGACCGUAAUUCACGAUGGAGUCAUCAAGUUGUUCACAAGGAUUAUAUUGGAAUCGAGUAAUCGAGUUUAUACUUCCGAUCCUCUACAACAAGGUCAACGGUACUCUCAUGUCUCAUUGGUCGUGGACAGUGCGUUGGCCAGAAUGGCAAAGGCCUUGACGAAAGAAGAGGAGCAGAUGGAAUUACUAUAUCGGUUGUUAGAACUGUUUGUCCAAUUGGCGAUCGAAGGGAAAAGAGUCAACGAGAAGAUUAGGAAAACGGCGGUGAAAGUGAGUACUUGGGAUCUAACAGAUGUCGCUGAAAUAGUUUGACUGUAGUUUGACUAGUAUUACUACGGGUUUUUCCUAAAACUGGAUUAUUUUAGAUGACGGCAAAUGCUGGAAAUCUUGGAGUUCUCAUCCCUAAAAUAGCCGCUCUAAUCGUUCGAAUGAAACCGAUCACUGAGCCCACAAUCAAAGUCAAGAACUUGUUCAGGGACUUCUUUUUCUACUGUUCGGGCGUUGGUUUCAAUCUUGAAGUUAAUGAUGGAUUAUGGCCUGAUGAUUGGUACAAAGCUUUGUGCCAAGUUGCGGUCAAAGCUCCAGUUUUAACCGUAAUGGAGAAUCUGAAGUCCGAGAUGAUUGAAAAUGCAGCGAUAAAAAUGGAUUCUUUGCCAUUAGUGAGUCGAUUAAUCACACAUUGCAGUGGCCGUGAAAAUAUUACUAAUUUGUCAUUAUUUAGUCGGACGUCCAAGAACGGCGAAAUUUGGUUAUGAAAGAGGUUCCACAGACGCCGGAGAUCACGACGAUCAUUUCCAGAUUGGAUUAUGCGCAAUGCACCUACUUGUUGUCUGUCUGCAGAACGGAGAAGAUGAGAGUGAUAACCUCAAGUGAACCCGAUGCUCCACAGCAAAUGUUCAGGUAUUUGGAGGAUAAGUAAGUCGUUUUGGGAGUUAUUGAGAGUGUUUAGAUUCUGCAGUUGAGGUGUUUUUACAAUACAUUCCGUUUCAGAGCCAUUCGAAAGGACAAGAGUGGAAUCUGGUCGUGUUUAUUGGCAGCUACACCUCUCAUCUUUACGGAGUAUCUUAACAAAAUGUCCAAGAGCAACGCAUGUCGGCAGAGAACGGCGGAUAUUCGCGUAACCGCAGAGUUCUUGCUAAUAAUGUUCAAUCACUCGAUAAGAGAAGUAAGAAGAUGCGCUGACAAUUGCCUCACAAAGUUGAUGGACACUUUUCCAUAUUUGUUGUGGAAUGGACAAGUCAUUGCAACGGCAUUGAGUCUAAUCCAAGCUAUGUCGAAGAUCAUUGAAGAAGAUCGAGAAUGCAGAGUUGCAACACUUGACACACCUGGAUUCCAAUGGACCUUGCAAUUACAGGUGACAUAUUGAAGGGGUUUUCGGGAAAGGUAGUUUAGGGCCAAGAAAGCAGUAGAAUGGAGAGUACGGGGUCUUAUUUGAGUUAAUCAAGUGUAUGGGCGCAAUUUGAUCAUGGUUUUUGCAUAGUAAAAUAAGUGUUGACAAAACGAGUUAAAAAUUUUCAAAGAAAAUUUAAUAACCUUCUUGAAAUUUAGAGAUCAGUUUUAUCAUUCAUUAUUUUCAACUUCAGGACACCCUUUCCGCCCGUGAAUCCAUUGCCAAAGAUUUCUCACAACGAGUCGAACAGAUCCUCUGUGAAGCCAUGAAAUGGGCUCCCGGCACCACUCACGGUCAUCUUCUGGAAUACGUUCGCAGAACAAAUUCUACAAACAAUCGAAGUCUUCGGUUAACCAUAGAUGCUGUCCUUCAUCACCAUUCAACCGGCCUUGGAUCGGAUUUUACUCCCUCCACGACUGAUGUGAACUCGGUGAAUGGAACCGCUCUGCCAAAAGAAAAUACUACCCUGGAUGUGUCAGCAUAUUUGACUUCCCUGAAUCAGAGAGCCAACUAUUUGGGAAGGAUCCAAGGGAUGCUAUCCAUGUUGAAAUCGACUCAACAUGACUAUAAUUUGGCGCAGGAAUUGUUGGUGGAACAUCUGGAUUCGAAGUUUAGGGACAUCUUUGAGCAAAAAGAAAACUCUUACAAUGAUAGUAAUCUAGAAGAAGAUCUGGAGGAAGCCAUUAUGCUCAGUUCGGCUUAUUUUGUGGAAUCAAAAAAUUUCGAAGCAAAAUCUCUCCAUAAUUUGGUGUGGGUACCCGAAAAAAAUUUCACGGAAAAGACUCUUGAACUCUGUAUUUCUUGCUGGAAUUGGAUUCUGGUUGCUCGAGAAGAUGUUCAGAUUCAUGUAAGUUGAUUUUAAUGAUGCUUUGGGUCUAAAUUAAUGUAAAUUUUUUCAAGGAAAGGUUUAAUUAAGGAAGUUUGUGGUAUUUUAAUACCAUAAAAGUGGAUUAUAAUGGAAGAAUAUUUUAGUUCUUGCAAGAAAUGAGCGGAUGCUUUCUCCAAAUCGCCCAGAAAGGCCUCGGUUUAUUUGAUCGGACCUACGAUAAUGUCGAAUGCCCAAUGUCCAGGAGUGAAUGUCACAGAAGAAAGGCCCCGUUUGUGAAACCGCAUGCUGUUUGGGCAGGAGUAAGUUAUUUUUUUUUUUGACUUGUAAAAAUAUAUUUUCAGUUCUUGGCAGAGAGGAUGUCCUUGGCCAGAUACUGCAACCAAGAGCAAAUUGAUCUAUUUGAAAUUUUAUUUUCUAGAAUAUUGUCAUUGGAAAUUGGGCUAGACCAGAAGGGAGGAAAUGCACAAAAAAUACGUAUGAGAAGAAUAUAGUUGGUAAUAAAGAUGGUAUUAUUUCAGCGAUGAUGAGCCGGCACAUUGAAGCCGUUGGAGUCAGAUUUCGACUUUUGGCCGCAGCGUUGACAAUGAUCCAAAAUGAUUUCCUGACAAAUUCCCAGUCGAAAACAAUACUAAGACAAAGAAUUUACUCGGCGGCUUUUGAUUAUUUUACGUAUGUUCUGUUUGAUGCAUAAGUUUCAGAGAAAUUGAUGUAAAUUUUGACUGUAACCUUUCAGUUUGGCCCCACAAACCCCAACCAUGAGUUCGAAUGAGUUGAAAGAGGUUAUAAAAUACUUGAUUGCCUUCUGGAAAGCGUUGAAUGUUGAUGUCAAGUAUAUCAAAAAAGAGGCCUUUGCUGGAAGUGGUAAGUAAAACUUGUGUUGUAAAUGGAAAAUUUGAAUGUUUUGUGACCUAAUCUUGAUGGGUUUCCAGAUAUCGCCUCGGCCAAUCUUCCCAAACCCCCACCAGAACCUCAAAUAACAGCAGUUACCGUACUCCAACAAGCGGCUCAACAGAACCGAGGAAACUCAUUCACUUGGCAUGCCGCCCCGAGCAACCAAAGUGCAUCCAAUUUAUCGACGAACACCUUUACUGCACCAGCACAGGCCAGAAACGGGCUUUCUCAGCGGACAAAUUCGACUAAAAAUGCAGCUCAACACGCCAAAAUUCAAGAAAAACAAGUCAGAAAUUUGUAUAGAAAGAGACAACUUCUAAUGUUUUUAGUUGUAAGUGCUGCGUUUUGAAUUUUGAAGAAGUCGAGAGACUGGAUUUGACACAGUGAGAGGUUUUUAUGUUCUAUUCUUGAUGAUUUUUCAGUCCCAUGAAGUCGACCGUCUCAACGCCUGGCUCAAUCCCCUUGGAGCGCCAGAACAAGAGAAUUCGGAUCCUCAGAUUGACAAUUAUAUCAGAACUGUGUUGAUAGAUCAGCAAAAACAAUUCCGAGAUAUGGCUCGAUUCGCCUGGGAAAUCUCGCCGGAAUUGGCAGUCCAUUUGGUCCCGAGAUUACCGGCUUAUCCGGCGGUAAAGAAUACGAUAAGAGAAUUGGUCAGAGCUCAACCAGAAGCCGUCACUCAUCUCACCGAAGCCUUACAGCUUUUCCUUGGAGACUCCACCACCAUUGUUGAAUCAGAUUCGCAGAAAUUCUCUCAUGUCCUAACCUGGGUCCAUUGCUCACCGGUUAUGGCCAUAUCUCUCCUUUGUCCUAAGAUUUACCCACCACAUCCAAGUACGGCUCAAUAUGCGGUAAAUGUUCUCAGAGCAUGCCCUCCGGACUUGCUGCUGCUGUAUAUUCCACAGAUCGUGCAAUGCAUGCGAUGGGAUUCGGUAAGCAGCGAUUUUUUAUAUGAUACUAGUCAUUUGUGCUAAAAUUUCAAAAUAUUUCAGAGAUAUGUUUGUUGUUUUAGAUGGGAUACGUCGCGGACUUGAUCCUAUGGCUGGCAAACCACUCCCAACUAGUUGCUCAUCAACUUUUAUGGAACAUGAAUGCCAACAUGUACCUUGAUGAAGAUGCCAAACAAAAGGAUCCCGUUCUUUAUGAACCGUUGAAUGCAAUCUCUGAAAAAUUGAUCAGCAACCUAGCUGGAACUGCUAAGCGCUUUUACAAAGCUGAAUUCGAUUUGUUCGAGAGGAUUACGAGGAUAUCUGGGCAGAUCAAACACUUUGAAAAAGGAGAAAGCCGAAAGAAGGCGUGUCUCAAGGCAUUGGCGGAAGUCCAAGUAGAAGGAGUGACGUACAUCCCAUCGAAUCCAGAGUGUAUCAUCAUUGAUAUUGAUUAUUCAAGCGCCACACCAAUGCAAAGGUAAACGUUUGAACAGGGAGUAGAAAGUUGUCAUGUUUGUGAUUUUUUAAAGUUAAUUUUUAUGUUUUCAGCGCUGCCAAGGCUCCAUUCCUUGCCUGCUUCCGUAUGAAGCAAUGUGGAGUGGAUGGGGUGGAAGAAUUGGCCUUAUCUUACUAUGAAAAAGAGAUGGAAGCCGAAGAAAGAAAGGACCCAAGACCUAAGGCCAAUUUAGUCCGAGUUGAUCCCCAUGGAUUUGUGAAACACGAUCCCCUGGUCAUACGGAAAGGCGCGAUCUUCAAAGUCGGCGAUGAUUGUCGACAAGAUGUCCUUGCUCUUCAAAUGAUGAGACUAAUGAAGAAUAUCUGCGAUCAAUCCAAUGUGGAUGUCGAUUUCUUCCCGUACAGAGUGGUAGCCACAAAUCCUGGGUGCGGAGUAAUUGAAUGUGUUCCAAAUGCUAAAUCGAGAAACGAAAUUGGGCAUCAAACGGCGUUCACUUUGUUCGAAUACUUCGUUACCAGUUAUGGCGAUGAGAACAGCGAAAAGUUUAGAACGGCCAGGAGAAAUUUCGUCAAGAGUAUGGCCGCUUACUCGGUUUUUAGUUUCUUACUUCAAAUCAAGGACAGGCAUAAUGGAAAUAUCAUGAUCAACAAGGAUGGACAUAUUAUACAUAUUGGUAAUUUUUUUAAAUUUUUUGGUCAUCUGCUUGUAGUCAUACCUAGAACGGAUGUUUUGGAUAAUUGAUGAGGAAAUUUGCAGAUUUUGGAUUCAUGUUCGAAAGCUCACCCGGUGGAAAUAUGGGCUUCGAGCCGGACUUCAAAUUGAGUCAGGAAAUGGUGGAUAUUAUGGGCCAUAAUAUGGAACAUCCGGCUUUCAAGCACUUCUCAUCUCUUUGUGUGAGAAUAUUCUUGGCUGUCAGACCGUAUUAUCAGGUAAGGAAAGUUAGAAUUGAUUUGUGGACGGUUAUAGGAGAAAAAUAUUGUUCAUGAUGAUUUAUAAAAAAGUUAAAAUUUUGAACGUUUAAUCUAAAAAAGGCGAGUUGAUGAUGCAUUUCCAUGAGUUUGAAUCUAUUUUAUAAGAUAUUAGAACAACUACUAGUAAGAUACAUUUAUUUAGACGCUUUCAAAAUGAGUUUUAUCAGAAAUUUUUUUAUCCAAGUAAAAAUUUUCAGGACUUUAUCGCCCUUGUAAAUCAAAUGUUGGACACAAAGUUACCUUGUUUCCGUGGCAAGACCAUUCCCCUCCUCCGUUCCCGGUUUGUCCCUGAAAUGAACGACAAAGACGCGGCCAAGUACAUGCUCGGAAUCAUAAACAAUUGCUGCACGAACAUCAGAUCCAAGAUGUACGAUCAACUCCAGUACAUCCAGAACGACAUUCCUUAUUGA
Messenger RNA from Bursaphelenchus xylophilus (pine wood nematode), 8542 nucleotides. Lineage: Eukaryota; Metazoa; Nematoda; Chromadorea; Rhabditida; Aphelenchoididae. The record is from the annotation of a GenBank genome assembly.